Benincasa hispida (wax gourd) is the source of this 705-nucleotide messenger RNA. RefSeq lists its product as uncharacterized. The record is from RefSeq and is a predicted model, not a curated record. NCBI's taxonomy places the organism in Eukaryota, Viridiplantae, Streptophyta, Magnoliopsida, Cucurbitales, Cucurbitaceae.
AUGGCUACACGUUUCAGAAUAGCCGAAGCCGACCGAUUUCCCGGUCAAGUAACCAACUUGGUCCACAUUGCUAAUGCAAACAAGAUUGUCAAAGAAAAGCUCACGCCAACGCAGUUGGACAUGUUCAAGAGAACAGUUUUUGGGCGAUUUGUAGACGUUGACAUGGUGUUUAACAGCCCAAUUGUCCAUCACAUGUUGCUUAGAAAAGUGAAGAGGAGAAGAUCAAACUCAAUGUCAUUCUCUGUCUAUGGGAAGUAUUUUGGUAAUCGAGUGACGAAAGACACUUUACACCUCCGUCAACUUGAAGAAAAAUACAAGGACUUAGAGUUUGAAAAUGAUGAUGCUGCUGUGAAGAUCAGCCUAGUUUACUAUACUGAGGUCACAAUGAUGGAGAAAAACAAACAGAAAAAUGCAAUUUACCUCAAACGUUUCAAGGACGUUCAAAACUUGGAGUACUACAAUAGUCUUGAUUGGGGUACCAUUAUUUGGGAGAGGACAUUGGAUGCCCUAAAGACUGCGUUGAAUGAUAAGAGCAGUCUAUACAAGACGAGGGUCAAAGCAAAUAAAAACUACGUUGUGAAGUACUCUUUACGUGGAUUUCCACAAGCGUUCCACAUUUCAUUUGUUUGCGAAAUUCUCCUCUGGAUGGUAUUCUUCUCACUCUCCGUCGCCCGGCUUAUGGCACAAACUUUGGAGGAAGAAUAA